Fraxinus pennsylvanica is the source of this 1695-nucleotide messenger RNA. NCBI's taxonomy places the organism in Eukaryota, Viridiplantae, Streptophyta, Magnoliopsida, Lamiales, Oleaceae. The record is from the annotation of a GenBank genome assembly.
AUGUUCGGGUCCUUUCAGAGACGUCAAGCCCUAAAGGGUCCUGGGUGUGGCCCCAAUGCUAAACCAUUGGAUUUGAGAUUUGAAAAAAAUGGCCAUGUAGGGGCCAGUGUUGUGGAGGGUGGCGGUAUAAUAACUUCCAAAGGGUCUAAUGAUGUUGAGAAUUCUGCAACUGCUGAUAUGAAGUCAAAUAGGGUUGAAAAUUCUGAAAUGGCCAACAAUGUGGAGGCAAAUGCAGGAUUGCAUAAUGACUUGGAAGAUAUUUCAAUUAAGGAAGUGAUUGAAGCUGAAGGUCAGACUAUGGAGGGGUUAAAUAGGGCGAAAGAUUUGGCUUUGGUUAAGUAUAUAGAUUCAGAGGAGGUGAAACCUGUCAUGGUAAUUGGUGGUUCUCAAUUGUUGUCAUCUCCCAAAGGGCCAAUUUGUAAUGACAGUGUUAAGCUGGGAACUUCCUUUGGGCAUAAGGAUAAAUUCCAUCGUAGAAGAGUGUCUGCUGUUCAUGAUUUUCCUCUGUUCUGUGGUCCAAAUGCUCCUCAACCUACCGAAGGACGGCAGAUGAUUAGUCAUGGAAAAGGUCGAGUGGAUAUUAAAAAUUUUAAAGUGGAAACGGAUGAGACUCGGAAAUUAAGGAAAACUCUGGAAAGAGGGGCAUUGAUGGAGACACCGAAAAUAUCUGAAACCCAAUCUGUGGAUGGAGUUGAAAAGGAUAAAGUCAGAACUGAAGCAACCAAAACAAUUAGAGGAAGAAUUGGAGAAAAUGUGAGAAAGAAGCCUUUAUGGUGGGGACUCAAUUGCAAAGCUGUUGCCAAAAGAAGUAAAAUUGAGAGAGACAUUUCAGGGGGACCAUCCAUGAAGAAGAAAGAAAUUCCUGUUCCUGUUGGACAUCUGGGCGCAUUGGUCCUCGGGGAUAAAAAAAUUUAUGGUGUUCAUGAUGAAAAUCUACUCUCAAAGACUCAUGCCAGCUAUGUACCACAUGAUUUUGAUGUUAGCAUCCCUCUCAAAUGCUCCAGUCAUGGCGAUGCCCGUACUAAAGUGAUAGAGACUCUACGAUUGUUUCGUUCUGUUUGCAGACAGCACUCGCAAGAUGAAGCGAAGUCUGAGAAUCCAUCCAACAGGAUUGAUCUUCACGCAGCAAAGCUUAUCAAACAAGCAAAAAAGGAAGUUAACACGGGCAAGCCAAUUUUGGGAGAAGUACCGGGAGUUCAAGUGGGGGAUGAAUUUCAAUACAGAGUCGAGCUUGCUAUUGUUGGUAUUCACCGCCUAUACCAGACAGGUAUAGAUUCAAUGAAGCACAAUGGAAUAUCAGUUGCAAUUAGUGUUGUUGAUGCUGGGGUUUAUACUGGUGAUAAGCAUAAUGCUGACGUCUUGAUAUACUCUGGACAUGGGGGAAACAUAGUUGGGAAGAAUAAGCAACCCGAAGAUCAGAAGCUUGAGAGAGGAAAUUUGGCAUUAAAGAAUAGUAUAUCAAUGAUGACUCCUGUUCGUGUUAUCCGAGGAUGGAAAGAAACAAAUCGUUCAGGCAACGCCUCAUUGCCCUUGAAGGCUGUGAUUGUUCAGGGAGAUGCUCUGACACUAGAAAAUGCCGAUGUUGUGGUAAAAAAUGGAGGUGAAAUUCCAUACAACCGCAAUGGGGAUAUCGUUGAAGCGAGAACUAUUGUAUAUGAUUGUAUCCUUCCUGUGAAUCCCUCCUCCUUGCUAUAA